This is a messenger RNA of Sphaeramia orbicularis (orbiculate cardinalfish), 1701 nucleotides long. RefSeq names its product zinc finger protein 420-like. The transcript is spliced from 2 exons. Gene Ontology annotation, biological process: regulation of DNA-templated transcription. The record is from RefSeq and is a predicted model, not a curated record. Gene Ontology annotation, molecular function: DNA-binding transcription factor activity, RNA polymerase II-specific; RNA polymerase II cis-regulatory region sequence-specific DNA binding. Lineage: Eukaryota; Metazoa; Chordata; Actinopteri; Kurtiformes; Apogonidae. The annotation marks the transcript as partial.
ACUGGAGAAAAACCAUAUACCUGUGACCAGUGUGGAAAUGCUUUCACCGCAGCAAGUGCCCUAAAAAAACACCAACACAUCCACACUGGAGAAAAACCAUAUGAGUGUGACCAGUGUGGAAAUGCUUUCACCAGAGCAAAUGACCUAAAAAUUCACCAACGCAUCCACACUGGAGAAAAACCAUAUGAGUGUGACCAGUGUGGGAAUGCUUUUACCACAGCAAGUUACCUUAAAAAACACCAACACAUCCACACUGGAGAAAAACCAUAUGAGUGUGACCAGUGUGGGAAUGCUUUCACCACAGCAAGUAACCUAAAAAUCCACCAACGCAUCCACACUGGAGAAAGACCAUAUGAGUGUGACCAGUGUGGAAAUGCUUUCACCACAGGAAGUUCCCUAAAAAAACACCAACGCAUCCACACUGGAGAAAAACCAUAUGAGUGUUACAAAUGUGGAAAUGCUUUCACCGCAGCGAGUUCCCUAAAAAUCCACCAACGCAUCCACACUGGAGAAAAACCAUUUGAGUGUGACCAGUGUGGAAAUUCUUUCACUGCAGCAAGUACACUAAAAAAACACCAACACAUCCACACUGGAGAAAAACCAUAUGAGUGUGACCAGUGUGGAAAUGCUUUCACCACAGCAAGUCAUCUAAAAAUCCACCAGCGCAUCCACACUGGAGAAAAACCAUAUGAGUGUGACCAGUGUGGAAAGGUUUUCACCACAGCAAGUUACCUAAAAAAACACCAACACAUCCACACUGGAAAAAGACCAUAUGCCUGUGCCCAAUGCGGAAAGAGUUUCACCCACAUGAAUGGGCUUAAACAUCACCAACGCAUCCACACUGGAGAAAAACCAUAUGCCUGUGCCCAAUGCGGAAAGCGUUUCACCCACAUGAAUGGACUUAAACAUCACCAGUACAGUCACACUGGAGAAAAACCAUAUAACUGUGACCAGUGUGGGAAGUUUUUCACCAAAGCUAAUCAUCUAAAAAUCCACCAACGGACCCACAAUGGAGAGAGACCCAAGUCCAUCCCAUAAUUUCAGACCCACAACCCAAAUCCAUCUACACUUCACAUCUGUCCUCACUUUUGUCCAUUCACAAAUAUAAAAACUUCUAAAAUUAUAAUUACUCUGUCUUAAUUUAAAGACAUCUUGAAUGCUAUUUGGAACAAUAUUAUUUUUUGUUAUAGAAAUCAUAUAUAAUAUCCUGCAAUUUUAGGAGUUUCACGAGGAAUAAAUCAAUUAUUAGUUACUUCAAAAUAGGGCUGCACAAUUCUGGUAAAAAUGUGAAUACCGAUUCUUUUGCUUAGAAUUGAUAUCACGGUUCUCUGGCACAAUUUUUUUCACAAAAUAUUUAUUCUACUGUUGUCAAGGAAAAUGGGUUCUUUUACCUCUGAUUCGCAUCUUUCAUAUCACUCUGCAAGUAGUCCGGUCACUUACGCAGUGUUUGCUGUGGAAUUGAUCUGUUGGUGUGGCUGUGUGUAAUGGGGAGGGGGGUGCACAUGUGUGCGUUUCGGCCAGUUACCAGUGCGUGUGUUGGUUACCGUCCUACUUGUACAGUGGGGGUACAGGGUGCGGUCCGUGCUCCCGCAGAAGUGAAAGUGAAACUUUAUGUUCAUUUACCUUUUCCCUGCACUUAUAGUCCCGGUUGCUAAGCGACGUCAGCUGAUCUGUAAAAGCUUGCAGCACAAAGAAACUUCC